AGUGAGGAAUUGGGUGAUUUAGUUAAACAAUAUGAUGUUGACCUCGCAACGAGCAUUUACCUUCGCGGCAAUGUGCCAUAUAAAGUCAUUGGGUGAUGUACUUCGUGAGCAUAGCCCGACGAGAUCGAGUACUGGAAGUAGCAGUGGAGAGGAUCAAAAUUCCAGUAAAGUAGGACCAAAUGAAUGGGUUGAUUUUAAAUGAAAUGAAUUGACAUUUUUGACAAAUUUUUAGCUUUAAAUUUAUAUGAGAAAUUUAAAAAAUGAAUCACAGAUUUAAGAAUAAAUCGUUGAAGCUUGAUAGUGAAUGAUAUGUAGUAGACCCAAUAAAAAAAGAUUAAAAGGAUUGAGCAUAAACAAAAAAA
Messenger RNA from Meloidogyne enterolobii, 362 nucleotides. The record is from the annotation of a GenBank genome assembly. NCBI's taxonomy places the organism in Eukaryota, Metazoa, Nematoda, Chromadorea, Rhabditida, Meloidogynidae.